This is a messenger RNA of Lachancea sp. 'fantastica', 2448 nucleotides long. The record is from the annotation of a GenBank genome assembly. Lineage: Eukaryota; Fungi; Ascomycota; Saccharomycetes; Saccharomycetales; Saccharomycetaceae.
AUGGACUACGAUGUACCGCAGACGAGACAGUCGUCGAUCGUUGUUGCCGUUCGAGUACGGCCAUUUACGACGCAGGAGCAGGCACAUCUGAUAAGCGAGCAAAGCGGAGCUUUGGGAAAACUGCAGCUGGGAGAUGCAAGUCUGGUGCUGCCGGGGGCAGAAAACUCAACGCCCACGAAAAAUACAAACGCACUGCCAGGCGGAUCGGGCCGUUUUAAGCCACAGGGUCUGCGACAAAUCGUGGACUGUGUGGACGACAAAAUGCUGAUUUUUGACCCGGCAGAGAACAACCCGCUGCGUAAGAUCAGCGAAACGGUGCUGAACGCAAUAGCUGCGCCGGCUGGAAGCCGUCGCAGCGGAGAACACAAGUUUGUUUUCGACCGGGUCUUCAGAAUGGAUUCCAGCCAGCUGGAUGUGUAUGAGGCGACCACCAGGCCGUUGCUGGACUCUGUCCUAGACGGAUUCAACGGCACGGUGUUUGCGUACGGCGCAACCGGGUGUGGGAAGACCUAUACGGUCAGCGGCCCGCCCGAAAAUCCAGGCAUCAUUUAUCUUACCAUGCAGGAGCUUUUCGGCAAAAUCGACCAGCUCCGCGAUACCAAACGCUUUGAGCUCACGCUCUCAUAUUUGGAAAUUUACAACGAAAGCAUACGUGAUCUGCUGGAGCCAGAAACGUCAAGCAAAAAACUCGUGUUACGCGAAGAUACAGACCGCCACAUCACGGUGGCCAAUUUGUCACAUCACGCGUUGAAAACGGUCGAAGAUGUUAUGGACCUGGUCGUCAAGGGUAAUACCAACAGAACCACAUCCGCCACUGACGCCAACGAAACUUCUUCACGCUCUCAUGCGGUCUUGCAGAUUCAUAUCACCCAAAGAAACCGUACCGCAGAGCUCAAAGAAGAUCAGAAGUUUGCCACGUUGUCGCUGAUAGAUUUGGCCGGCAGUGAAAGGGCGUCAGCCACGAAAAAUAGAGGCGAACGGUUGCAUGAAGGCGCAAACAUAAAUAGGUCACUCUUGGCCUUGGGAAAUUGCAUAAACGCACUUUGUGUGAAUGGUAAAAAAGGCGCGUCUUGUCACGUCCCUUAUAGAGACUCGAAACUCACAAGGCUACUCAAAUUUUCGCUCGGCGGUAAUUGUAAAACCGUUAUGAUCGUAUGCAUUUCGCCCGGAAGUAAUCAUUACGACGAGUCACUAAACACAUUGAAAUACGCAACGCGCGCCAAAGAAAUCAAAACCAAGCUGAUACGAAACAGGCACUCUUUAGAUCGACAUGUUGGAUCUUACCUCAAAAUGAUAACAGAACAAAGACAAGAAAUUGAAGAGUUACGCACCCGAGAACGCAAAAUUAUUGAUUUGCAAAUAAGCAAAUAUAAGAUCUCACGCGAAAGGGUACGCAUGGCUGUUUGGGAUAGUAUUCAAGCCUUGCGGAACAAUUACAAGAAUUCCGGAAAAUUUCAGCAUCUUAAGAUGAUUAAAGCAUUGAUAUUGUGCAAAAGGCGAUUUUUGCAGAUGGUUGGAGUUGAACUCGCCACUUUGUUGAAAUUCGUAGAUCUGGGCAGCCAGCUGCACGACGACGGUUCUGCUCUUGACGAGCAACUAAAUGCUAAAGUUAAAGAUUUGGAGCAAAGGUUUGAUACGCCGGAUGAAUUGGACUUGUCUUUGGAGCAUACGAGAGAGGUGGACUUGCAAAGAUUGCGAGAAAUGGAAAAUUGGCAAGAGGAUUCGGAUCUGGUUUGGUACGACUCGCUUUUAAGCUCGGUUUCUGAGUCUGUGCGAAAUGAAAUUCUUGUUUGUUCCUCCAUGGUUAUGGAAAAGUUCAUGGGAGAUAGCGUGCUGGUAGACAGGAUUAAGUUUAUCUCGCAGACACUUCUGAGACUUCUCAUUGAAAAUGAUUUGGAAGAUCCGAUCAAUACUUCGGUGCUGCUGCAAGCACUGCACCAGCAAAUGAGAAGUCUUGUUCACAUCGACCAAGAAUUUGAAGCAUUUGCGGCAACCAUCCAGGAUAAUGGGUCUUCCACGGCGUCAACUGGUGUGGAUCCUGCCGACUGGACUCGGGACUGGAAUGUGCGUAGGACGUCUGCAACACAGCUUCACAGAAAGCAUGCAACGGCCAAGGUUACGAAAUCUAGUAGCGGGACGCCGUCGCCAGUCCAGCGGUCGCGGCCCACUCCAGGUAUAAACAGUAACAAGAGUGCCAAGAAGGUCAGGUGGUCUGAAGUUUUACCUGGCAACGAUUCCACAUCGAUGAUGUUGGACGACGACGACCAGGAACCUGCUGGAACGAGUGCAAAUGCGAUGGUGUGGCCGCCGUUUGAAGAGGACGUUAGCAUGCAAGAUAUCCCGGACGCCAAUUCGUUGGCGCAAGGUGAGAAAGCUACUGAGGAGGCCGGCACGCCUAGUGUUCGCAAGAUGUCGUUGACCACUACUGCAUUGGUGAGAGGAAGAUGA